CGACGGGAAGAUACAGGACCGCAAUGAGCAAAACCAAGGAUCCCUCCGGCCUGCUCAUCUCCGUCAUCAGAUGACGGAUGACACAGCAAGAGUUUACUCAGGCGGUUCUCGACGUACGACCAAAAUUGAGCCUCCCAUUUCCGUUGCUAAGCAAAACAGACAUUGUCCACCAGUGACAAUGUGGAGGACAGAGAACACGAGAAGGCUCGUCUGGAGGAGGCGUACGAGAAAUGUGACCGUAAUCUGGACGAGUUGAUUGUUCAGCACUACAACGAACUUAUGACUGCCAUCUCCACCUACCAGAGCAUCACGGAACGUAUCACCACUUCUCGCAACAAAAUUAAGCAGGUCAAGGAGAACCUGCUCUCCUGCAAAAUGCUGCUGCACUGCAAGCGGGACGAGCUGCGCAAGCUGUGGAUCGAGGGGAUCGAGCACAAGCACGUCUUGAACCUGCUGGACGAGAUCGAGAACAUCAAGCAGGUGCCGCAGAAGCUGCAGCAAUACAUGGGCAGCAAGCACUACCUGAUGGCCACGGACAUGCUGGUAUCGGCUGUGAACUCCUUGGAAGGACCCCUCCUUCAGGUGGAGGGACUAAGUGACCUCAGGCUGGAACUUCACAGCAAAAAGAUGAAUAUGCACUUGGUUCUGAUCGAUGAACUCCACCGUCAUCUUUACAUCAAGUCCACCAGCAAGGUUGGACAACGGAGUAAAGAAAAGGGGAGAGUAAGCAGUUCGCAUGUGAAGGAGGCCUCUGCUCUGCCUCUUCUCGACGUUACUAACUUAUCCACGCCUCGCAAGUUUGACUCCGCUCAAUUUAGCAGCGGAAGAGAAGUUAGCUUGAUGGAAAUCAAGGAAGAUUUAGAGCUGGAUCCCGAGGAGAACAGCUCGGCCUUCAUGGGCAUUCUCAUCAAAGGACUGGCCAAACUGAGAAAAAUUCCAGAGACCAUCAAGGCCAUCCAGGAUCGUUUAGAGCAGGAGCUGAAGCAAAUUGUCAAGAGGUCUAGCACCCAGGUGGCAGACGGUGGCUACCAGAGAGGGGAGAACGUAGUCCAGGAAAAUCAGCCCAGGUUACUUUUGGAGCUGCUGGAACUUCUCUUUGACAAAUUCAACGCCGUGGCCGCUGCUCACGCCGUCGUCCUAGGACAUCUCCAGCAGACGGUGUCGCCUCCUGCCAGCCAGUAUGAUGGCGACAUUAAGUUGUACGACAUGGCGGACGUAUGGGUGAAGAUCCAAGACGUCUUGCAGAUGCUGCUGACAGAAUACCUGGACAUGAAAAACACACGGGCAUCUUCAGAGCCUUCAGCUCAGCUUAGCUAUGCCAGCUCUGGAAGAGAGUUUGGCGCGUUUUUUGCAAAAAAGAAACCUCAAAGGCCCAAGACUUCUUUGUUCAAGUUUGAGUCCUCUUCCCAUGCCAUCAGUAUGAGCACGUACUUGCAGGAACAACGGAGAGAACUGUACAGCCGGAGUGGCGAGCUUCAAGGAGACCCUGACGACAAUUUAAUCGAAGGUGGUAGGACAAAGUUUGUCUGCAAACCAGGAGCUCGGAACAUCACGGUCAUCUUCCAUCCGCUUCUGAGGUUUAUUCAAGAGGUCGAACAGGCUUUGGGCCUCGGCCCCACGAAACAGUGCCCUCUCCGAGAGUUCCUCACCAUGUACAUUAAGAACAUUUUUCUUAAUCAAGUUCUGGGUGAAAUUAACAAGGAAAUCGAGGGUGUCACCAAGAUUACCGAUCCUCUGAAGAUCCUGGCGAAUGCCGACACCAUGAAAAUGCUGGGUGUGCAGAGGCCUCUAUUGCAGAGUACAGUCAUUGUGGAAAAAACGGUCCAGGAUCUCAUGAAUUUGAUGCGUGACUUAAGCGCCUACUCAGACCAGUUCCUGAACAUGGUCUGCGUCAAGCUCCAGCAGUACAAGGACACCUGCAACGCGGCUUACAGGAGCAUCGUCCAAUCGGACGAGAAGAUGGUGAUCAGCGCCUCUUGGGCCAAAGACGACGACAUUACCAGACUGUUGAAGUCGCUUCCCAACUGGAGCAACAUGGCCCAGCCCAAACAGCUGAGACCUAAACGAGAGGAAGAAGAAGACUUCAUAAGAACUGCCUUUGGCAAGGAGUCCGAAGUCCUGAUCGGGAACCUGGGCGACAAGCUGAUUCCGCAGCAAGAGAUUCUCCGGGACGUCAGCGACCUGAAGGCCUUGGCCAACAUGCACGAGAGUCUGGAGUGGCUGUCGGGACGGGUGAAGAGCGCCAUCUCCAGCCUUCCAACUUCUCCUGCCACAGAUGCUCACAGCAAGACCGAUCUCCCACCAGUCUCGGAACAGAUCUUGCAGACCCUAACAGACUUGGCUCGAUCUUUCCAGGAGAUGGCAGACUCUUGUUUGCUGGUUUUACACCUGGAAGUCAGGGUCCAUUGCUUCCACUACCUGAUCCCGUUGGCUAAGCAAGGCAACUACGCCAUUGUGGCCAACGUGGAGAGCAUGGACUACGACCCGCUGGUGGUGCGGCUCAACAAGGACAUCAGCGCCGUGGAAGAAGCCAUGAAUGCCAGCUUGCAGCCGCACAAGUUCCAGUACAUCUUCGAAGGUUUGGGCCAUUUAAUCUCCUGCAUCCUCAUCAACGGGGCUCAGUACUUCAAGCGGAUCAGCGAGUCGGGCAUUAAGAAGAUGUGCCGCAACAUCUUCAUCCUUCAGCAGAACCUCACCAACAUCACCAUGUCCCGGGAGGCCGAUCUGGACUUCGCAAGGCAGUACUACGAGAUGCUCUACAACACGGCGGACGAGCUGCUGAACCUGGUGGUGGACCAAGGCGUGAAGUACACGGAGCUGGAGUACCUCCACGCCCUGAGCUUACUCCACCGCAGCCAGACCGGCGUGGGAGACCAGACCACGCAAAACAUGAGGUUGCAGCGCCUCAAGGAGAUCAUCUGCGAGCAGGCCGCCAUUAAACAAGCCACCAAGGACAAGAAGAUCACCACCGUGUAGUUUUAGCCUGCUGGUAGCCAGAGGCGGCCAUGUUUCUUCACAGCCAAUAGGAGCGGAGAAGAGAAAGGUCUCUAGGGCAGAGGUCUUCUAACGUGGCCCUUUGAUGACUUGGGGACUUCAACUCCCAGAAUUCCUCAGCCAGCCUCCAUUUUGUUGGUUAGAUUUAAGACAGGGGUCUUCUAACGUGGCCCUUUGAUGACUUGUGGACUCCCAACGCGGGCCUGGCUGAGGAAUUCUGGGAGUUGAAGUCCACAAGUCAUCAAAGGGCCAAGUUUGAAGACCCCUGCUUUAUGGGAUAAUCUUUUGGGUUUUUCAGUUAGCUUCUUUGCUGAGGUGGUGGGUGGGCACGGCGAAUUAAUUUCUCUCUCUCUCUCUCUCUCUCUCUCUCUCUCUCACUCACUCACUCACUCACUCCCAGAGUUUGCAUCCUUUCUGGCUAACUUUAGAUCGUAGUUAGAACUUAGUCGCAUCCUUUUGCUUUAUUUUUUUGCAUUACACUCAUUGGAAGAGGCUGGGUUGGCUUGCACAUCUUCCCAUCAGAGUGAUCUCGGGACCCUCCUAUGCCAGGAUGGAUUGCCCAUGGCAGCAGCAGAAGCCGAGAUAAUAUGCUGGCAUCCUUAAAUCUGUGGCAGAUAAACUGGGAUCGGUUGCAGUCGAUGGGGAGUUGCUUCUCUUGAGCUCUCCAGGGUGGGGAAGCUUGUCUGUUUGAUCCAGAGGGAUCUGAACUGGGGAAAAGCCGCCACCACGACCUCUAUCCAAAAGCAUGAUGUGGCCAAUGACAUUUGAAGGAAUCUAGAUCAGGGGUCUUCCAACUUGGCCCUUUGAUGACUUGUGGACUUCGACUCCCAGAAUUCCUCAGCCAGAUAUGCCCGGCUGAGGAAUUCUGGGAGUUGAAGUCCAGAAGUCAUCAAAGGGCCAAGUUGGAAGACCCCUGGUCUAGAUGGAUGUUGGGGAGAAAUUCCCAGGUGUUCAUUUAGCAGGAUCCCGUCGCGGCUAGUUCAGAUCUGAUGAUGCUCCCUCCUGCCUACUGGGGGGGGGGGGGUGGAAUUGGGAUCAAGCAAGAGCCUGAUUUUGAGAAUUCAGUGGGGUUUUUUUUCCCCUUGCUUUAUUAUAAACAUUUUCGAGGAUGUGAAGGGAGCAGCAACUUUUGAUUGUCGGAAAGUCCACCCGUCAUUUGUCUGCCUCACGCCUCCCUCGGGAAGCAAAAAAUGGCUUUCUCCAACUUGAUCUGGAUCCCAGGUCUUCCCUCCCUCCCCAGCUUGCCUUGCUUUCCUCUUGGUGCAACUGGAAUAUUAAAAGAUAAUUCUGGAACUCU
Molecule: messenger RNA, 4291 nt
Organism: Crotalus tigris (Tiger rattlesnake)
Lineage: Eukaryota; Metazoa; Chordata; Lepidosauria; Squamata; Viperidae
Gene: EXOC4
Product: exocyst complex component 4
Exons: 19
Coding region: 280-2976 (898 amino acids)
Biological process (GO): Golgi to plasma membrane transport; exocytosis; chemical synaptic transmission
Cellular component (GO): exocyst; growth cone membrane; synapse
Source: RefSeq, a predicted model, not a curated record